Molecule: messenger RNA, 4368 nt
Organism: Salvelinus fontinalis (brook trout)
Lineage: Eukaryota; Metazoa; Chordata; Actinopteri; Salmoniformes; Salmonidae
Product: zinc finger protein ZFP2-like
Exons: 2
Coding region: 271-2241 (656 amino acids)
Biological process (GO): regulation of transcription by RNA polymerase II
Molecular function (GO): RNA polymerase II cis-regulatory region sequence-specific DNA binding; DNA-binding transcription factor activity, RNA polymerase II-specific
Source: RefSeq, a predicted model, not a curated record
GUGACGUAUAAUCUAGUGGACGGUUCUUCAUAAACAGCUCGUCAACCACCUCGGUAGCUUGCUAGCCAACAUAGCCGAAAGAUUCAAGCUAUUUAUACGCUUUCGGUGUAUAUUACCGACUGUGUUUUCGACACACUUAGGUCGUAUCUACUUGUUAACCUAUUUAAUUUAAUAUUACGUUAUUUUGUAUUAGUCAGCUAUAGUAGCUGGUUGGUUAAGUUAGCACUAGCCUAGUCGCUAAUGAUAGCUAGCUAGCUAACAUCCCCGAACAUGAGCUCACUAAACUACUCCCCUCUUGUUAAAGAAGAGGAGGUCUGCUGGACGGAGAAAGAAGAUCUGGGGCUGAACAUUGUCGUGAAAGAGGAGAAGGAAGAAGAGGAUGUCACAGUAAAACAAGAAGUAGAAGGUGAGGCUGUUACAGUGAAAGAAGAAGAGAAAGACGUUUCAGUGAAAGAAGAGGAAGACGUUACAGUAAAAGAAGAGGAUGAGGAAGAGAAAGAGGUGGAUGUAGUUUAUGGAGUGAAGAAGGAAGGGGAGAUUACUGUCACAUUGAAAGAUGAAGAGGAGAUAGGAGAUCUGAUUAAAACCAGAGAGAUACGGGACUAUUGUGGAUCCUCUGGGAAUCCUCAACAACUUCAUGAUGCUGACGAGGCAGAGAAGAGUCUCUCCACAUCAGAACUCCUCCAGAAACACCAGCAGAGACCCACAGGGAAGAAAUCUCAUUGCUGCUCUGACUGUGGGAAAGGUUGCAAAUCUUCAUCAGAACUUAAAAUACACGAGCGAGUACACACAGGAGAGAAACCUUAUAGCUGUGAUCAAUGUGGGAAGAGUUUUGGUAGAUCUGACCAGCUGACAUCACACCAGAGAAUACACACAGGAGAGAAACCUUAUAGGUGUGCUCAAUGUGGGAAGAGAUGUACUACAUCAAGCAAUCUGACUUCACACCAGAGAACACACGCAGGAGAGAAAUCUUAUAGCUGUGGUCAAUGUGGGAAGAGUUUUUUUCAAUCUUGCUCUCUGACUGUACACCAGAGAACACACGCACAACACACAGGAGAGAAACCCUUUAGCUGUGGUCAAUGUGGGAAGGGUUUUGAUAGAUCUGGCCAGCUGACAUCGCACCAGAGAAUACACACAGGAGAGAAACCUUAUAUCUGUGCUCAAUGUGGGAAUAGUUUUACUACAUCAAGCAAUCUGACUUCACACCAGAGAACACACACAGGAGAGAAAUCUCAUAGUUGUGAUCAAUGUGGGAAGAGUUUUGGUGCAUCUUGCUAUCUGACAGUGCACCAGAGAAUACACACAGGAGAGAAACCUUAUAGCUGUGGUCAAUGUGGGAAGAGUUUUGGUAGAUCUGGCCAGCUGACAUCACACCAGAGAAUACACACAGGAGAGAAACCUUAUAGCUGUGGUCAAUGUGGGAAGAGAUGUACUACAACUUACUCUCUGACUGUACACCAGAGAAAACACACAGGAGAGAAACCUUAUAGCUGUGGUCAAUGUGGGAAGAGUUUUGUUCAAUCUGGCUCUCUGACUGUACACCAGAGAAAGCACACACAACACACAGGAGAGAAACCUUUUAGCUGUGGUCAAUGUGGAAAGAGUUUUGGUAGAUCUGGCCAGCUGACAUCACACCAGAGAAUACACACAGGAGAGAAACCUUAUAGCUGUGCUCAAUGUGGGAAGAGAUGUACUACAUUAAGCAAUCUGACUUCACACCAGAGAACACACACAGGAGAGAAACCUCAUAGUUGUGAUCAAUGUGGGAAGAGUUUUAUGACAACAAGCAAUCUGACUUCACACCAGAGAACACACACAGGAGAAAAACCUCAUAGUUGUGAUCAAUGUGGGAAGAGUUUUACGACAUCAAGCAAUCUGACUUCACACCAGAGAACACACACAGGAGAGAAACCUUAUAGCUGUGAUCAAUGUGGGAUGAGUUUUACUAUAUCUAGCUCUCUGACUUCACACCAGAGAACACACACAGGAGAGAAACCUUAUAGCUGUGAUCAAUGUGGGAAGAGUUAUACUACAUCAAGCCAUCUGACUUCACACCAGAGAACACACACAGGAGAUAAAUCUUAUAGUUGUAAUCAAUGUGGGAAGAGUUUUCCUACAUCAUUCCAGCUGACUUCACACCAGAGAACACACACAGGAGAGAAACCUCAUAGCUGUGAUCAAUGUGACAAGAGAUACUCUGAUAAAAGAUCUCUGAUCAAACAUCAGAAAAUACAUACAUGAAGUUGUUUCAUGAUAUCAAUGAAAUAAUGUCACACUGUAGAAUGUUUUAACAUUGUAGUUGGAGUAUUUUAAUGAUGUCACAAUGUAGAAUGUUUUAACAUUGUAGAAGGAGUAUUUUAAUGAUGUCACAAUGUAGAAUGUUUUAACAUUGUAGAAGGAGUAUUUUAAUGAUGUCACAAUGUAGAAUGUUUUAACAUUGUAGUAGGAGUAUUUUAAUGAUGUCACAAUGUAGAAUGUUUUAACAUUGUAGUAGGAGUAUUUUAAUGAUGUUCUACCUUAUCCUUAUCCUUUGCCCUGUUCAAUUGAUUGCAGCAUGAUAUUGAUAUUAGCCUCAGGGGAAAUCUAGGCUCUGAAUUGAAAGAGUAUUAUUUAACAAAAAGUGACUAACAAAAAAAGAGCUGUGUUACACUUACUGCGUUGGUGACCCACUUUAAUCAAAAUGCAGCACUUCAAAAUGUAGCUAGCUGUUUUCUACAAGUUGAAAAAGCUGCUUGUUUAAAAAAAUACAUGUAAUAUGAUAAUUGUUGCAGAUGUUUGUGUAUUUACACACAUGAAAGCAGUAUAAUAAAUUGGUCUAUAAUCAAUGAUAUUAACAAUCUGACAUCACUCCAGUAUUUCUUGACAACAUUCAAAUGCUAAUUGUCUUUAUUCCACUACUGAAGAAGCAUGACUCAAAAGUAAUCAUAAUUAUUCAUGCAACCAGCUGACCGUUUUUGUGUAUAAUUAUAUUGACAAUGUUGCCCUGCUUUUAGAAUAUCAGGAUUCAUUCUCAGAUGUGCUAACCCAAAUGCAUGACAUUGGGGACUGGGCCCGAUCCAACAACAUGCCUAUCGAGUGAACCCUGAAAAGAGAGAGAGAAGUAAGGUUGAAAGUUACUACGGAUAUUGCAGGAGUUGGUUGCUGAUUGUCUCAAGGGUGGGCAGUCAACAAGUUUUGCGUUUAGCCAGUGCGUUGCCAUGGAUCACAAUUUAUUUUGACUGCACGUUUUUCCGUAUUGGAGAUUUAGUUUUUUGGGCUCGUUCCAAGGGGACCAGAGUUCUAGAAGCUAGUGAGUUUUAGGAAGAGGAGAGUUCUAGUAGCCAGUACUAUAAUACUAUUGUAUAUUAUUAUUAUUUAUAUUAUUAUUUAGAAAUAUGUGUUUUUUCUUGUUUUUAAUUGUUGACAGCCAGUAGACACUAUGUUUAUAUUGUAGUUGAUUAUGUGAAAUGGAAGUUGUUUUCUGUUGGGGGUGAGCAUACUUGUCCAACAAAAAUAUAGGAUAUAUUUGUUGUCUAAAGGGGGAAGGUGUUACGGGCUUUGGUUUUUCCAUUUAUGUUUUGAGGUUGGACUUUAGCACGUAUAGCUCGUUAGCACGUAUAGCUCGUUAGCACGUAUAGCUCGUUAGCACGUAUAGUUCGUUAGCUCGUAUAGCUCAUCAGCACGUAUAGCUCAUCAGGACGUAUAGCUCGUCAGCACGUAUAGCUCGUCAGCACGUAUAGCUCAUCAGGACGUAUAGCUCGUUAGCACGUAUAGCUCGUCAGCACGUUUAACUCGUUAACAUGUAGGACGCACUGAUUGGUGUCACCUCGUUAGUCAGUAUGUGUUACACCUGUGCUGGCUUGUCCAUCUCGUUAGUGGGAAGGUGUUUCACCUGAGCUGGUCCAGGUUCUAUUUAAGAGUGUCUGGCCCAGUGCGCCAGUUGUCUUGAUAGAUGUGGAGAGUCAACACCUUUAGUUGCUCCACCUUUUUGGUUUGCGUCCUGUCUAAGUUUGGUGUGGGUUUUUAUAUUGUUUGCCUCUUCUUGGGCAGAUUUAGUGGGUCUCAUGGUGGGUGUCUUUUAGGUCCCAGUUGUUGUUACUAGUCAACUUUCAUUCGACACCCCCAUAGUGUCUUUGAGAACCCCUCCUAAAAAACAAGCUUAUAUUUUGGGUUGGAUAUUGCAUCCAAUUAGUGUUUUAAUCAAUGGCAUUUCCUUAGAAUGCUCAUUAGUCUUUCAGUUGUUAAUCUUCUGUUUUUUUUUAUCCUGUUAUUUUUGUGUACUAAGUAUUUCUGUUUAUUUUCAUUGUUUUCUCCUGUGAAGCCAUUGUGUUGCAUCCAUGUCUAAAAUGUGCUGUAUAAAUAAAGCUUGAUUUGAUUUCAACAAAUGAA